GCUGUUUUUUUGCCACGUGUAAGUAAAGUUAGCUCAUCGAUGGAGCAGAGGCUCGCCGAGUUCAGAGCCAGGAGACAGGCUGUUGUUAGGAAGGACGAGGAGACAGCAGCACAGACGAUGCAGGACACAGCUCCACCGACUGACACGACACCGACAGCUGACACACAACAGACAGAAGAGGAGGAGGCUUCACCUCAGAGCUCUCCGAGCAAGGACGGCGGUGAUUGGCUGCUGGACAGCGCUCUGGGAAAGUGGCUGUCCUCGAAACAAGUCGUCUGCUCAAACCUCACCUUGCUUAAAGUGCUGCUGUGGCUGGUGUUGCUUGGUCUCUUUGCUGAACUGGAGUUUGGCCUGCCUUUCUUCGUCAUCUCCCUCUUUUACUGGCUCUAUGAAGGACUCCGCAGCCCAGCUGCCCGCGAGCCCGGAGAACUGAGCGCUUAUUCUGUCUUCAAUCCGGACUGUCAGCCUCUGCUGGGCUCUCUCACUGCAGAGCAGCUGGAGGGAGAGAUGGGUUACAGACCACUGGCUAACAGAUGAAUUGCUUGUGAUUUGCACAUUUAUUUCAAAUAAUCAGAUUGUUUGUCUUUUCAGAAUUGUUAAUUUUAUUCAGGAACGUGCAGGGACAAUGUCAAUUUAUUAUUUCUGUAUAACACAUUAAUUUGAGGAAGGUUAACUUAAAGUUUUAUUCCUGUACCUGUGUCUUCUUUGUCACAGAUCACCUGUGGUUUAAGGAAGCGGGUUAUACCACAUCAGAUAUCAUGUCAUUAAAGACUUUCAAAUCCAUCUUUGGUUUUGAACUUAUCUCCAUUUCCUGUACUGGCCAACAUGGGUUUGGUAGAAGAUAUGUUUAUGUAUUUAGUAGUGAAAUGUGGAGAAACAAAAGGGGCAAGCUGCUUUUAAUUUAUAUGAAAAUGUUUAAACAAAUGGCUUCCCAGGUUUAAUAAAUCAUUUUUAAUAUGAAACAAUGUUGCAUUUUGUAUCUGAAAUCUGUCAUGAAAAGAAGUUCUUUUGAGGACUUUCCCUAAUAAAAAAUAAUAAAAUGAAAGCUAAUUAAACAAGCAAA
This is a messenger RNA of Larimichthys crocea (large yellow croaker), 1063 nucleotides long. RefSeq names its product SAYSVFN motif domain containing 1 (gene saysd1). Lineage: Eukaryota; Metazoa; Chordata; Actinopteri; Sciaenidae. Bases 40 to 537 code for a protein of 165 amino acids. The record is from RefSeq and is a predicted model, not a curated record. The transcript has 2 exons.